Messenger RNA from Panthera uncia (snow leopard), 3061 nucleotides. RefSeq names its product branched chain amino acid transaminase 1 (gene BCAT1). Bases 90 to 1466 code for a protein of 458 amino acids. Gene Ontology annotation, biological process: L-valine biosynthetic process; L-leucine biosynthetic process. The transcript has 10 exons. Gene Ontology annotation, cellular component: mitochondrion. The record is from RefSeq and is a predicted model, not a curated record. Gene Ontology annotation, molecular function: branched-chain-amino-acid:2-oxoglutarate transaminase activity. Lineage: Eukaryota; Metazoa; Chordata; Mammalia; Carnivora; Felidae.
GCCGGAGACCAAGUGGCGGAAACUAGGGCUUUGGUUUUACCCACGGAAAAGAGAGAGGGACCAGACGGUUGGAGGCUCCACCCCCGGGGAUGCUGGAGGGGCUGCGUUGUUCCCUGCGCCUGGCCCUGGCGCUGGGCCCCAGGCGGCGGCAGCCCGCGCCGCGCAGUCGGUGCGCCGGGACUUGGUCACGCCGCCGGCUUUCGCGUCCAGCCGCGCGCUGCGUGCGGCCACAGCUCUCCGCAGCCCCGCGCCCCCGGGGACUCCCCAUGGCCAGCCCAACCCGCGCCGCUGCGGCCUUCGCCCGCCAGGACUGCAGUAACGGAUGCUCCCCAGAAUGUACCGGAGCAGCGGGAUCAAAAGAGAUGGUGGGGACUUUCAAGGCUAAAGAUCUAAUAAUCACACCAGCCACCGUUUUAAAGGAAAAACCAGACCCAGCGACUCUGGUUUUUGGAAGUAUUUUCACGGAUCACAUGUUGACCGUGGAGUGGUCCUCAGAGUUUGGAUGGGAUAAACCACAUAUCAAGCCGCUUCAGAACCUAUCAUUGCAUCCUGGCUCAUCAGCUUUCCACUAUGCAGUGGAAUUAUUCGAAGGACUGAAGGCAUUUCGAGGAGUAGAUAAUAAAAUUCGACUCUUUCGGCCAAACCUCAACAUGGAUAGAAUGUACCGAUCUGCUGUGAGGGCCACUUUGCCGGUAUUUGACAAGGAAGAACUUUUAGAGUGCAUUCAACAGCUUGUGAAACUGGAUCAAGAAUGGGUCCCCUAUUCAACAACUGCUAGUCUCUAUAUUCGUCCUACAUUCAUUGGAACUGAGCCUUCCCUUGGAGUCAAGAAGCCUACCAAAGCCCUGCUCUUUGUAAUCUUGAGCCCAGUGGGACCUUAUUUUUCAAGUGGAACCUUUAAGCCUGUGUCCCUGUGGGCCAAUCCAAAGUAUGUCAGAGCCUGGAAAGGUGGGACUGGGGACUGCAAAAUGGGAGGGAAUUAUGGCUCAUCCCUUUUUGCCCAAUGUGAAGCAGUGGAAAACAGCUGUCAGCAGGUUCUGUGGCUGUAUGGAGAGGAUAAUCAGAUAACUGAAGUUGGAACCAUGAAUCUUUUUCUUUACUGGAUAAAUGAAGAUGGAGAAGAAGAACUGGCAACUCCUCCGCUAGAUGGCAUCAUUCUUCCAGGAGUGACGAGGCAGAGCAUUCUGGACCUGGCACGCAAGUGGGGUGAAUUUAAGGUGUCAGAGAGGUACCUCACCAUGGGUGAUUUGACAACAGCCCUGGAGGGGAACCGAGUGAGAGAGAUGUUUGGCUCGGGUACAGCCUGCGUUGUUUGCCCAGUUUCUGAUAUACUGUACAAGGGUGAGACUGUACACAUCCCAACUAUGGAGAAUGGUCCUAAACUUGCAAGUCGGAUCUUGGAAAAAUUGACUGAUAUUCAGGUAAGGGCUUCUUUUUUAAAAAAAAGGUCAUCUUAUUUCAGAUGAUUUCAAUCAGAACUAAAACCAAAUCAUAUUUCAGUGGAGAGAAGAGAGUAAACACUGCCAUUUGGGGUUAACAAAUUAAAUUUGUAGAAUAAAGCACAAAAGAAAAAUAUUACCUGUGAUUCCAACACUGAAAUAUAACCACUGUUAAUUUUUGAUAUCUCAAAAAUAUUUUCUGUUAAUAUACUUCUUGAAGUAUUUUUCUAACAAAAUAGUCAUAUGUGAUUUGUUAUCUGCUUUUUUUUCAUCUAGCAAAUCAUUUGCUUUUUCGUAUCAAUAAAUUUCUCCAUUCCAUGUAUAAAAUUUAAUUGAAUUCUGUGAUAUUGAUGUACUAUAACUUUUAAAGAAUCAUUAUUAUUGAACAUUUAUGUUGUUGGCAGUUUUUUUUUUGUUUGUUUUUGUUUUUUUUUACCUGUUACAAACAGUGCAAUCUUUGAUUAUUUCCUUAGGAUAAGUUCCUGAGAUUGUAACUGUUGGGUCAAAAACAGUGCAUACCUAUUUUUUUUCUACUGCUAACCUUGUUCUGCCUGUUUUUUCCUGAGCAGCAGUUUACAGUGGUGUCUCAUCAGACAGUUAAGCAUAUCUCUAGGCAGGCUUAUCAAGUACCACGUAAUGCCAGGUCAUCAAUAAAAGGACUAUUCUAUAACUUGCAAGCCCCUCACACGUUGUUGGACGAUUUUGUUGAGCCCACAUAUCAUCAUUGCCAGUCAGUGAACGUACCCAAGGGGAGCUGAGAUUCAUACUGAAAUGUGAAAUGAAGUUUGAUAGUUUGAGUGACACCAGAUGGUUUAGGUCUUAAAACUAUACAAAAAAAAAAAAAAAAAGUUGACAAAACAGCAGGCCCCUCCAGAGCAACUGAGGUCCUGGGAUAGUAAUAAGAAUGGUAUUUUUGGAAGACUUACUCAGCAACUUUUAUGCAAAAUUAAUAACAUUAAAAGGUAAGAAUGAUUGUGGUUUUUGAAUCGAUGAAAUGUUGCUCUUUUCCUCUUCAGUAAAGGCUUUCUAUAGAAAUCUUUCAACUGGGGCCCCUGGGUGGCUCAGCCAGUUAAGGGUUUGACUCUUGAUUUUGGCUCAAGUCAUGAUCUCAUGGUUUGUGAGAUUGAACCCCACAUCAGGCUCUGUGCUGACAGCAUGGAGCCUACUUGGGAUUCUCUAUUCCCCUUUCUCUGCCUCUCUCUCUCUCUCAGAAUAAACAUUUUAAAAAAUUCUGCAAACUAAAUAAAAGAAUAUCUUAAUAUUAGAAGACAUAUAAUUUGUUGAGUCUUCUACUUUUAUACAUGGAAACAAUUAAAAGUCAUUGGAAAAAAUUAAAUUAAUAAGAAUAGUUGGAUGUUUUGGUAAUCUAAAUUUUUUUACAGUUGAGUAAAUCUGAUGAAGGUAAUAAGUUAUUAGUGUUUUGCACAAAUAAGAAACAUAAAUAGAAUAAAAAUAUAUAAUUGGCCAAAUUAUGAAAGCCUUUAUCCAAAACAGAAAUUGAAAGAUUUUUAAGAGGGAGGCAGUAUUUGCAACAACAUGGAUUGAACUAUAGUGUAUUAUGCUAAGCAAAAUAAGUAACAGAAAGACAAAUGUCGUAUGAUAUCACCCAUAAGAUAAAAACA